This is a messenger RNA of Trachymyrmex cornetzi, 419 nucleotides long. RefSeq names its product 60S ribosomal protein L4-like. Bases 65 to 337 code for a protein of 90 amino acids. The record is from RefSeq and is a predicted model, not a curated record. Lineage: Eukaryota; Metazoa; Arthropoda; Insecta; Hymenoptera; Formicidae. The transcript is spliced from 2 exons.
CAAUUACAGGAAGAAGGUGGUGCGUAGAGUAAAGAAACUGAACCCGUUGACCAACACACGGGCUAUGCUGCGUCUCAAUCCAUAUGCUGCAGUUCUGAAACGCGCUGCCAUUCUGACUGCUCAAAAACGUCAGCAUGAAAAGGAUUUGCUUCUCGCUGAAAAACGAGGCAUAAAGUUGUCAAAGAAACCGUCGACGACGAAGACCAUCGCGCUUUUGAAAAGAAGAAAAGAGCAAUUGGCUAAAUACAAGGCAACCGUGAAAAAGACCUCGAAAGCUAAAAUUGACAAAGAUACUACGAAAACCGCUGCGCCUACCAAGCAGCCAACUAAAAAGUAAACAACAAGCGUUGGUAACGUCAACACUGUUGUAACUCAUAAUUUUAUCAGUCUUUAAAUAAAAGGCGAAAAAUUAUAACUAA